Mobula hypostoma (lesser devil ray) is the source of this 4534-nucleotide messenger RNA. RefSeq names its product transmembrane protein 164-like. The transcript has 7 exons. The coding region runs from base 152 to 1003 and encodes 283 amino acids. NCBI's taxonomy places the organism in Eukaryota, Metazoa, Chordata, Chondrichthyes, Myliobatiformes, Myliobatidae. The record is from RefSeq and is a predicted model, not a curated record.
AGGGGUGGGAGGAAGGCGCUGGGGCUGGGAGCGGACCUGUCGGCUGGGGGGACGCCUCAGUUUACCCCGCCCGCGUUGGCCGGGCUGCCGGCGAUUGUGACGCGGGGACUCGGGCUGAGACAGUUGUGUUUGGAGGUUCCCCUGAGUGACGAUGGCCAGAGUGGAUCUAAGUCACUUCUUGGACAUUGUCUACGGCGGGGUGGACCCCAAUAUCACGGGCAACGGCGGGCCGGAGUGCACUGCUUUCCUCUCGGUCAGGCAGCGAGUGCUAGAAUCAGUCAUUAUGGUGGCCGUGUCCUUGCUUCAGAUCGUGGUGGCCUAUGAGAAGAUUGGAGACGGAUUCCGGGAGCAUUGGAACCUCAGUGGCUCAUCGCAGGAACAUCAUGAGACGCUGGGCAGGAACAUUCUGCAGGCCGCCCUGUGUUUGACCUUUGGCUUAGAAAUUGGGUUCAAGUGUGCGUCGAAAACCCUCAUUUAUUUACUAAACCCUUGCCACGUGGUCACAGCCCUCCAGAUAUUCCUGCUGACUUGCCCACCUUGCCAAGCCGUCCUUAUUCUGUUCAGGCUACAUAUACACAUGCUUAACGGGCCGCUUCUGGCCUUGGUCUUCCCCGUGGUCAACACCAGACUGCUUCCUUUUGAGACGGAGGUAUAUUACAUCCAGCAUCUUCUCAUGUACGUCGUUCCGUUUUACCUGCUGGGCAAAGGGGGUGUGUACAAACCAGAACCUUUGGGAGACUUCAGGUGGGCGGUGUUGGCUACAGGGCUGCUCUUUCUUUACCACUACACCAUCCUUCAGACUCUGGCACUGGUGACGAUGGUGAACUUGAACAAUAUGCUGUGUCCGGCCGUGUCUGACCCAUUCCAUGGACCCCACUAUCGCAUGUGGGCCUCCCUGCACCAGACUGCGCUCUUGCUCGUUCAUGGGAAGGCGAUCACGCUGCUGGCUUUUGCUGUGCCCUCGCUGAUCCGCACCCUCCGGGGCAAACUGAAGCUGGAGUGAGCGACCGGUGUGUGCGCGGGGCCAACCGGCCCACAGGGAUGCGGACGCCAGGGUCGCGGGAGUGGAUUUGUUUGUCUGGAGAGUGACUGCUUCUUCUGGAACCUUAACGGGAACUGGACCAAGACAGAGAGGUCAACGUCCUCUUGGAAUUUCCCCACAACUCCAUCAGCGACCGCGACCGCACCCUCAGCACGGCCGCGGGCUGUGACAGGUGCCACAAAAAUAGGUGGCUCAGGCUUAUAGGGGCCAGAGGAGAGGGCACGGACACACAGACGUGCAAGUGCAGUUACGGACCUAUAGAUACAGGCACGGUUGCAGGCGUAUAUACACACACACACGCACACACACACAUACACUCACAGAUUCACAGACAUGCACACACAUACACUCACACUGACAGACAGACAGACUCAGGCACACACACACACACACAGACAGUUUCUCACAGACACUAGCACACACACAGACUCUUUCUCUCUCACACAGACACACUUAUUGUAUAGAUUCUGCCCUUGCUGUGAGUCGGUUUUGUACCAGUUCUGCCCACUGUGAUCCAGCCACUUUUCCUGCCGUGACAGUGCCUUGGCCCACAGUACAUUCUGUGGAACUGAAACACGUGUGGAACAUGACACCAGAGCAGCUUCUCUUGCAGUAGACCCUGAGCUGGGUAGACAAACCACCAAACCCUCCUGGUCACCAUCGGGCCUCCUGCUCCCCUGAGGACCGCACUGGCACACACUUGAAGGGAGGCCAGGCCAAGAGGACAUUGUUUCUUUCCCAACAAGGAAUCCAAAGAGAUCUUUCAACUUGUGUUUUUUUUUUGUUCUCAUGAUAUUAGAAUAUGGAAUGUAGAUUAUUACAAUGAGUACAGGUCCUCGAUAUUAUGCUGACAUUUUAACUCUCUCUAAGAUUCAAUAUAGCCUUCCCCUCCCACAUAACCCUCCACGUGCCUAUCUAAGAGUCUCUUUAAAUGCCCCUGAUGUAUCUGCCUGCACCACCACCGUGCACCCUUCCGCUCUCUGCUAGUGGUAAGGGUGGACUCCCCUGAUGCAGAGUCCACCAGCCUGUUUGUGAUUUUGUUUAACGCGGGGAGGCUGAUGGACGGGCAACCACCAUGAGGGUCAGGGUCCAGUGACACGGAAUACAAAACAACCGGGGACCUUUGCUGCCGUUGUGAUGAGUCAUCAUCUUCGACCAGAUCUUGGUUAGAUCGUUCUUUGCCUGGAUCCUCUCCCUUGACUGUACAACCCACGGGUGACCCUACCAGGCAUCACUCUUGGGAUCUCAGGAACUCACAAGCUUCGCCACCACGAAAAGGUGACGAUCUGUGGACAAGGAUCUGUGGAAAACACUGUAUAGAGAAACCUACCUCUGACAUCCCAUAAGACAUAGGAGCAGAAUGAGGCCAUUCGGCCCAUUGAGCCUGCUUCCCCAUUCCAUCAUGGCUGAUUUAUUAUCCCUCUCAAACCCAAUUCUCCUGCCUCCAUCCCAAAACCUUUGACACCCUGACUAAUCAAGAACCUAUCAACCUCUGCUUUAAAUAAACCCAGUGACUUGGCCUCCACAGUCGACGGUGGCGAUGAAUUCCACAGAUUCACCACGCUCUGGCAAAUGAAAUUCCUCCUCGUCUCUGUUCUAAAUAGACGUCUCUCUAGUCUGAUGCUGAGCCCUCUCGUCCUAAACUAUCCCACUAUGGGAAACAUCCCCUUGAUUGCCACUUUAUCAAGACCUUUCAAUAAUUGAGAGGUUUCAGUGAGAUUCCCCUCAUUCUUCUAAAAUCCAGCAAGUACAGGUCCAGAGCAUUCAAACACGCCUGAUAUGUUAACCCUUUCAUUCCUGGGAUCAUCCUCGUGAACCUCUCUGGACCCUCUCCAAUGCCAACGCAUCUUUUCUUGGAUAAGGGGCCCAAAAUGGCUCACAAUUAUUGCCCAAUUAUUUCCUCCAAUCACCCUAUACAGUUCACAGUCGGUUUUGUUUAUCCAAGGAAAUAUGUUUGUUCUCAAGGGAAGUAAUAAAUAGGAUUACCGAACCAGACAUUACAAUUUACUCUGAAUGGUAAUCACAAGAUUUAAAUCCAGACGUCUGACAGCGUUAUAUCCAGAUUAUAUUUCCUGCAGAUGUUAUCUUGGUGUGAUUCAGUCACUGCUCCCAAUACAUAGUCAUAGAGCACUAAAACUGUCCUUUGGCCUAUCCAGUCUGUGCUGAACCAUUAUUCUGCCUAGUCUCAUCAACCAAUACCCAGACCAUAGCCCUCCAUAUUUCUCAUCCAUGUACCUAUCCAAGUUUCUCUUAAAUGUUGCAAUCAAACCCAUAUCCACCACUUCCACUGGCAGCUCAUUCCACAUUAUUCACCUUCUGAGUGAAGAAUUUCCCACUCCUGUUCCCCUUAAAUAUUUCACAUUUCACCCUUAACCCAUGACCUGUAGUUCUAGUCUCAGCCAGCCUCAGUGGAAAAAGCCUGUUUGCAUUUACCCUAUCUAUACCCCUCAUAAUUUUGAAUACCUCCAUCAAAUCUCCUCUCAGCGUAUCUGCCACAUUGCAUCCUCAACCUGAUCCUCAUUAGGAGAUGCUACAGGAUGAUUCAGGCGCCACAGUGACGUGGCUGGGAGAGUCUGUCUCACAGCUUCAAAGGCCCAGGUUCAAUGCUGACCUCGGGCGCUGCCCACGCGUGGAGUGGGUGCGUUCUCCGCACGACCGCGUGUGUUUCCUCUGGGUGCUCCUGUUUCCUCCCACGUUCCAAAGAUGUGCACGCUGGUGGGUUAAUUGAAUUGGAUUCAGAAUCAGGUUUACUACCAUUGACAUACAUUGUGAAAUGUGUUGUUCUGCAGCAGCAGUAUGGUGUAGGACAUAAAAUAGAAGUUACAGUAAGAAAUAUAUAUUUAAAAAAUUAGUGCAAAAAGAGCAAAAAUUGGUCAUCGUAAGUUUGAGUUAUUUAUUUAGAGAUACGGGUGGAGCAGGUCUUUCCAGCCCAACAGGCUGAACUGCCCAGAAACCCACCAAUUUAACCCCAGCCUAAUCACAGGACAAUUUACACUGACCAAUUAAGCCUGCUAACCCGUACAUCUUUAAACGUGGGCAUGGUGAGAAUGUACAAACAAAUUGAACUCCAAACUCCGAUGCCCCGAGCAAUAAUAUUGUUGUGCUAACUGCUGCACUACCAUGGCAUCCAAAUUGCCCGUAGUGUGUGGGUGAAGGGUAGAAUCUGGGAGGUGGGCCAUUAGCUGUUGGGAAUGUAGGGAGAUGAAAAUGAGAUUAGCGUUACAGUACAUGGGUGGUUGAUGGUUAGCACAGACUCGUUGGGCCAAAGGAUCUAUUUCUGUCAUGUAUAGUUCCAUAGCUGGCACAGGAAUCAUCAUUUAGCCUCGCAAGCACGAGGAAUUCUGCAGAUGCUGGAAUUUCAAGUAACACACAUCAAAGUUGCUGGUGAACGCAGCAGGCCAGGCAGCAUCUCUAGGAAGAGGUACAGUCGACGUUUCGGGCCGAGACCCUUCGUCAGGACUAACUGAAGGAAGAGCUAGUAAGAGAUUUGAA